Mycena indigotica is the source of this 855-nucleotide messenger RNA. RefSeq names its product SURF1-like protein. Gene Ontology annotation, cellular component: membrane; mitochondrion. Gene Ontology annotation, biological process: mitochondrial respiratory chain complex IV assembly. The coding region runs from base 1 to 855 and encodes 284 amino acids. The record is from RefSeq and is a predicted model, not a curated record. The transcript is spliced from 4 exons. Lineage: Eukaryota; Fungi; Basidiomycota; Agaricomycetes; Agaricales; Mycenaceae.
AUGCUGCUCUCUCUGUUUCGACGAUCUCUGUCGUGCAGAAAACGGCUAUGUAUCCCACAGCAAAUAAUUCGGUCGAACUCGACGGAUACUCCAGGCUACAAUCCUAAGCGCGAGCCAUGGCUCACUCCCACAAUGGUUCUCCUUGGUUUCGUCCCGAUAUUCACUCUCGGCUUGGGCACUUGGCAGCUCCAGAGGCUCCAGUGGAAAGUAGCGCUCAUCGACGAGCUGGAGGAGAAACUGCAACUGCAAGCGAUCGCUCUUCCGAAACGAAUAAAUCUGCAAGUGCUUCCCGAAUUUGUGUUCCGGAAGGUCUAUCUAAAAGGAAAAUGGGACCAUGCUCAUUCAAUGCUCGUCCGUCCAAGAACUCGUGAAGGGAUUCAUGGCGCAAAUGUUCUGACUCCGCUGCUGCGUGAAGACGGCACCACCCUCCUUGUUGACCGAGGAUUCAUUUCAAAGGAUUUCGACCUCUCCUCGAUUCCACAAGAGACUGGUACCGUGGAGGUCUUGGGCAUGUUGAGAACAUCAGAGAAGAGGAAUACUUUCACUCCAGACAACCACCCCGAACAGGGUGACUGGUAUUGGAAGGAUAUCGAUGCAAUGGCGGAAUUCGCUGGUGGAGAACAAGCCAAUGUUCAACCGGUUCUCGUGGAGCAGAUAUUCGAGGGACAUGAGGGCGAAGCCUCUGCACGCAUCGGAAAAGGUAUUCCUGUUGGUCGUGCUGCAAGCGUGGAUUUACGUAACUCACAUCUAUCCUAUGUAAUCACUUGGUAUUCUCUUUCCGUAUUUACGGCCGUAAUGUUUGUUCGCGUUAUGAUGAACAAGAAAAAAACCCGAGGACGCCAGAUGCCUCGUUAG